Messenger RNA from Lepus europaeus (European hare), 1536 nucleotides. Its product is annotated as cytochrome P450 4A5-like. Gene Ontology annotation, molecular function: arachidonate monooxygenase activity; iron ion binding; heme binding. The transcript has 12 exons. Gene Ontology annotation, biological process: arachidonate metabolic process; lauric acid metabolic process; kidney development. Bases 1 to 1536 code for a protein of 511 amino acids. The record is from RefSeq and is a predicted model, not a curated record. Gene Ontology annotation, cellular component: intracellular membrane-bounded organelle. Lineage: Eukaryota; Metazoa; Chordata; Mammalia; Lagomorpha; Leporidae.
AUGAGCAUGUCUGUGCUGAGCCCCACCCAGCUCCCGGGUAGCCUCUCCGGGCUCCUCCAAGUGGCGGCCCUGCUGGGCCUGCUCCUGCUGCUGUUCAAGGUAGCUCAGCUCUACCUGCGCCGCCAGUGGUUGCUCAGAGCCCUCCAGCAGUUCCCGUGCCCGCCCUCCCACUGGCUCCUGGGGCACAGCGGAGAGUUCCAGAAGAACCAGGAGCUGCCACAGAUUCUGAAAUGGGUAGAGAAAUUUCCGAGUGCCUUCCCACAGUGGCUGUGGGGGAGCAACGUCCGAGUCCAGCUCUACGACCCAGACUACAUGAAGGUGAUUCUGGGCAGAUCAGACCCAAAGGCUCGCAGUGUCUACGAGUUCUUGGCCCCCUGGAUUGGGUAUGGUCUGCUCCUACUGAAUGGGCAGAAGUGGUUCCAGCACCGGCGCAUGCUCACCCCAGCUUUCCACUACGACAUCCUAAAGCCCUACGUGGGGCUCAUGGCAGACUCCGUCCAAAUCAUGCUGGACAAAUGGGAGCAGCUGGUCAGCCAGGACUCCUCGCUGGAGGUCUUCCAACACGUCUCCCUGAUGACCCUGGACACCAUCAUGAAGUGCGCCUUCAGCUACCAGGGCAGCGUCCAGCUGGACAGCAGGAAUUCCCACUCCUACAUCCAGGCCAUCAAUGACCUGAACAACUUGGUGUUUGCCCGGGUGAGGAACAUCUUUCACCAGAGCGACACCCUCUACAGGCUGAGCCCUGAAGGCCGCUUGGCCCACCGUGCCUGCCAGCUCGCCCACGAGCACACAGACCGAGUGAUCAAGCAGAGGAAGGCUCAGCUGCAGCAGGAGGGGGAGCUGGAGAAGGUCAGCAGGAAGAGGCGCUUGGAUUUCCUAGAUGUCCUCCUCUUUGCCAAGAUGGAGAACGGGAGCAGCCUGUCUGAUCAGGACCUCCGCGCCGAGGUGGACACAUUCAUGUUCGAAGGCCACGACACCGUGGCCAGCGGCGUCUCCUGGAUCUUCUAUGCUCUGGCCACGCACCCCGAGCAUCAGCACCAGUGUCGCGAGGAGAUCCAGGGCCUCCUAGGGAACGGAGCCUCCAUCACCUGGGAGCACCUGGACCAGAUGCCCUACACCACCAUGUGCAUCAAGGAGGCGCUGAGACUCUACCCAUCGGUGCCAGCUGUUAGUAGAGACCUCAGCAAGUCUGUCACCUUCCCUGAUGGACGCUCCCUACCCAAGGGCAUCAUGGUCACACUCUCCAUCUAUGGCCUGCAUCACAACCCGAAGGUGUGGCCAAACCCAGAGGUGUUCGACCCUUCCCGCUUCGCACCAGGUUCUGCUCGCCACAGCCACGCUUUCCUGCCCUUCUCAGGGGGAUCCAGGAACUGCAUCGGGAAGCAAUUUGCCAUGAAUGAGCUGAAGGUGGCCGUGGCCCUGACCCUGCUGCGCUUCGAGCUGCUGCCGGAUCCCAGAAACGUGCCCGUCCCCACAGCACGGGUUCUGCUGAAGUCCAUCAACGGGAUCCACCUGCAUCUAAGGAAGCUCCACUAA